Messenger RNA from Oncorhynchus tshawytscha (Chinook salmon), 2731 nucleotides. RefSeq names its product solute carrier family 4 member 1 adaptor protein. Lineage: Eukaryota; Metazoa; Chordata; Actinopteri; Salmoniformes; Salmonidae. Bases 99 to 2516 code for a protein of 805 amino acids. The record is from RefSeq and is a predicted model, not a curated record. Gene Ontology annotation, molecular function: protein binding; mRNA binding. The transcript has 14 exons.
AAUAUUUGCAUAACAUCCCAGAUAACAUCUCUGACGGUAACAAUUAGCAUGGAAUUGUGUUACAGCACGGUCCGAGUUGAGAGCCGAACCAAAUAAACAUGGCGGACUCCUCGCGCACAGAAGAGUGUGAAAUAUUUACUGUUAAAGAAAUGGACACUCAAAUGGAAGAACGUGUGAGUAAUGAGAAUGGUGAUGAAUGUAACAAGGAAGAAGACGUGACUAACACUCAAACAGAGGACCCUUUCAAAAAACCUGCUCUAUUUGCCGCGCCUUCGCUCGUGAGUAAACGAGGUCUUGUCGCGAGCAGAGCAGCAAGAAAGCCUACACAUGAAGAAAAUGGCGACAAAGAACUACAACCAUCUACUUCUGAUAGUAGUGAGACAUCUGCAGAUGAGCAAACCACCCCUUUCACGUCGGAUAAUGACAACACAACGUCACGGAAAGGUGUAGAGAGCGAAAAUUAUUCCGAAAAAGACCAGACUAGUGACGUCCAACCCCCACCAAGAUUUCCUGUCAAAGGAACACCUAUUGGCAAAUUUAAACCCCACCCUCCUGUUCCAUAUGCCGAACCUCCUUGGGCAGGAGUGGCAGAUGUCCCAUAUUCCCUAGAAAUCCUCAAGAAUGGCACUAUAGUUGAUACGGUCCCACUCACCCAGCAGAGUUAUUUUGUGGUCGGACGUUUACCUGUGUGUGACGUAUCCCUGGAACACCCCUCAAUCUCCAGGUAUCACGCUGUCAUUCAAUACCGUGGGCUGGCAGGAGAGGAGGAGGCAGUUGGAGAGGCAAGAGGGUUCUAUGUCCAUGACCUGGGCAGCACACAUGGUACCUUCGUCAACAAGAACAAGAUACCACCGAAUACCUACAUCAGAGUACGGGUUGGGCACGUACUCAAAUUCGGGGGAAGCACUAGACUUUUCAUCAUGCAGGGUCCAGAGUUUGACGAAGAGGCGGAGUCAGACCUGACUGUCACAGAGCUGCGGGAGCGAGCCAGGAAGCAGCGGGAGGACCUGGAGAGGAGGAUGAUGGGAGAAGGCUCGGAUGAGGAGGAAAAGGAAGAGGGGAAAGAAAGCAGUGGCAUCCAGGGAAAGAGUUUAAACAAUGAUUCGGGCUGUUCCUGGGGAAUAGCUGAUGAAGCAGCCCCCGAAGAGGAUGAGAACGAGGAGAACCCCUUCUCCACAGAGUUCCAGGAGGACCAAGAGGCUGCUUACCUGAAGGACCCUAAGAAAGCACUGCAGGGCUUCUUUGACAGAGAAGGGGAAGAGCUUGAGUUUGAGUAUGAAGACAAAAGCCACGGUACCUGGCUCUGCAGAGUAAAGCUCCCAGUGGAUGACGCUUCGGGGAAGCAGCUGGUCGCUGAGGUGACCCACACAGGGAAGAAGAAAGAUGCGGCCAUCCAGUCUUCCCUGGAGGCGUGUCGAAUCCUGGAGGCCCGGGGCCUGCUCAGGCAGGAGGCAGUUUCCCGCAAGCGCAAGAAGAAGAACUGGGAGGACGAGGAUUUCUAUGACAGUGACGAUGAUAACUUUCUGGACCGCACCGGUGCUGUGGAGAAGAAGAGACAGGAGCGCAUGAAGAAGGCGGGAAAGAUUCAGGAGCGCCCGGACACUUACGAGUCACUGGUGGCCAAACUGUUGGUGGUUGAGAAGGCUCUGUCAGAGACAGAGAAGAAGCUCAGUGCUACAGGGAGAGACGGCUCUCACUCAUCCUCUGAGGACCCGCUGGAUGCCUUCAUGGUCGCCGUGCGCAGCGAGGCGUCACUGGACGGAGUGGAGCGCCGUAAGCUGCACGUGCACACCGCCGACCUGCGUAAGGAGGCACAGAGACUGCGCCGGCUGGUGGAGCUCACGCGGCCAGCCCAGAUGCCUUCACUGCAGACGGGGUCUAUGAGUGGGUCGUCCGACGUAGACAAGCCUAAGAAGCGGUCCCUACCGCUGUUUGGUGCCAUGAAGGGAGGCGCCAAGUUCAAACUGAAGACUGGGACCAUAGGGAAGUUGCCCCCAAAGCGAGCCAAUCUGCCCGCAGAACUCUUCAACAUGAAAGGAGAGGAAGAGGAGGAGGAAGAAGAGGAGGAGGAGGAUGACAACAACAAAGGGAGUGAAGACUUGACUGAGGCUGACAUCCAGGCUGAGGAACCCCAACAGUCCAAUGAAAGCACUGAUUCCACAGAGGGCUGCAGUACAGGAUGCCAGAGGCAGGACCCACCUCUGUCCCAACCCCCCAGAGGGAAAAAGCUGUCCCAGAGAAGUAUAGAUGUAGAGGAGCCUGAGGAAACCAUGGAAGAUGCGCCUCUCGGCCGUUUAAAGCCCUUUUCAGACCCUAAAGAAGGGGGCAAGGAGGCGGCAGCUGCCAAGCCCAGUCCGAGGACGUUCUUGAAAAAAAGAACCACCGGCCCCAACAGACCUCCAGCCGCCCAAUCAGGACAGUACCCUGAGGAUGACCCAGACUAUUGUGUCUGGGUGCCCCCCACAGGUCAGUCUGGGGAUGGCCGCACCCACCUCAAUGAAAAGUAUGGCUACUGAACACACGGCUCAACUUUUUGACCCUUUUUUUUUCUCGACUCCACCCACCUGCGGACUUAGCAGCAACACACACACACACAGGCCUCCAUCCACUCGGUAUCUAUUUGUGUUCUAUGACACUCCUGCGUAAGGGAUAUUGCAUGCAACAUACACUACCAUUCAAAAGUUUAGGGUCACUUAGAAAUGUCCUUGUUUUUGAAAGAAAAGCACUUUUU